AAGCGAGACCGUCCAUCCAGAGGAAGGCAAGUUUUUGGCUCGGGCGGCUGAGAAGACCGCGCGGGGCUGCAGACAGGUAGCAGUACGGGGGCGGGGCUUCAUGCCGGAUGUGAUAGUCGGCAGUCGUUUCAGUUGGCAGCCUGGCGGGUGGGAGAUGCGGCGGCCACCUGCUGCAAGGAACCGAAGGGAAGGUUAGAGGUACGAAGGCAGUUUGGAGCUGGGGCUAAGCAGCUGUCGCACGGUCAGAUCAUGGGCUCCACCAAGCACUGGGGCGAAUGGCUCCUGAACUUGAAGGUGGCUCCAGCCGGCGUCUUUGGUGUGGCCUUUCUAGCCAGAGUCGCCCUGGUUUUCUAUGGCGUCUUCCAGGACCGGACCCUGCACGUGAGGUAUACGGACAUCGACUACCAGGUCUUCACCGACGCCGCGCGCUUCGUCACGGAGGGGCGCUCGCCUUACCUGAGAGCCACGUACCGUUACACCCCGCUGCUGGGUUGGCUCCUCACUCCCAACAUCUACCUCAGCGAGCUCUUUGGAAAGUUUCUCUUCAUCAGCUGCGACCUCCUCACCGCUUUCCUCUUAUACCGCCUGCUGCUGCUGAAGGGGCUGGGGCGCCGCCAGGCUUGUGGCUACUGUGUCUUUUGGCUUCUUAACCCCCUGCCUAUGGCAGUAUCCAGCCGCGGUAAUGCGGACUCGAUUGUCGCCUCCCUGGUCCUGAUGGUCCUCUACUUGAUAAAGAAAAGACUCGUCGCGUGUGCAGCUGUAUUCUAUGGUUUCGCGGUGCAUAUGAAGAUAUAUCCGGUGACUUACAUCCUUCCCAUAACCCUCCACCUGCUUCCAGAUCGCGACAAUGACAAAAGCCUCCGUCAAUUCCGGUAUACUUUCCAGGCUUGUUUGUACGAGCUCCUGAAGAGGCUGUGUAAUCGGGCUGUGCUGCUGUUUGUAGCAGUUGCUGGACUCACGUUUUUUGCCCUGAGCUUUGGUUUUUACUAUGAGUACGGCUGGGAAUUUUUGGAACACACCUACUUUUAUCACCUGACUAGGCGGGAUAUCCGUCACAACUUUUCUCCGUACUUCUACAUGCUGUAUUUGACUGCAGAGAGCAAGUGGAGUUUUUCCCUGGGAAUUGCUGCAUUCCUGCCACAGCUCAUCUUGCUUUCAGCUGUGUCUUUCGCCUAUUACAGAGACCUCGUUUUUUGUUGUUUUCUUCAUACGUCCAUUUUUGUGACUUUUAACAAAGUCUGCACCUCCCAGUACUUUCUUUGGUACCUCUGCUUACUGCCUGUUGUGAUGCCACUAGUAAGAAUGCCUUGGAAAAGAGCUGUAGUUCUCCUAAUGUUAUGGUUUAUAGGGCAGGCCAUGUGGCUGGCUCCUGCCUAUGUUCUAGAGUUUCAAGGAAAGAACACCUUUCUGUUUAUUUGGUUAGCUGGUUUGUUCUUUCUUCUUAUCAAUUGUUCCAUCCUCAUUCAAAUUAUUUCCCAUUACAAAGAAGAACCCCUGACAGAGAGAAUCAAAUAUGACUAGUGUAUGUUCCACACCCUCUGCUACUGUGUUACAUUCUGAUUGUCUUGUAUGGACCAGAAGAGAGCUUUGGGACAUUUUUUCUGAACAUUCUAAGCAUUCUAGUGAAAGUUCCCAUGUUCCAACAGAACUUAAAAGCAAUGUUUGCCUUAUAUAUAAAAGGGACACAAUAAUUGAGGUCCACCUUCUAGGAAAUCCUAGGACUCGUUUAUUUGGGACAUGGUGGGAAUAAAGGUCACAUAUUGGAAAAUGGAAAGGCUGAUGAAACUAUCAGAUACUAAAACAUUCUUAAAAUAGAGGAAUAUAGUUAGAGACAUCAGGUUUAAGCCAGUAUUUGUUCCUGUUUUACAAUGCUUCUGUCUUAAGCUGUGUCUUAACUUUUAACCCCCAUCUUUUCUUUCUAAAGCUUUCCUGACAGCUGUGAAAAUCCAAAAAAUAUACUUAAACUGUGUAUGGUGGCCCUUGCCUGUAAUCUCGGCACUUUGGGAGGCUGAGGUGGGAGGGUCGCUUGAGUUCAGGAGUUCUAGACCCACCUGGGGCAAGAUGGUGAGACCUAGUCUCAAAAAAAAAAAAAAAAAAAAAAAA
Molecule: messenger RNA, 2103 nt
Organism: Pan troglodytes (chimpanzee)
Lineage: Eukaryota; Metazoa; Chordata; Mammalia; Primates; Hominidae
Gene: PIGM
Product: phosphatidylinositol glycan anchor biosynthesis class M
Biological process (GO): GPI anchor biosynthetic process
Cellular component (GO): membrane; glycosylphosphatidylinositol-mannosyltransferase I complex
Molecular function (GO): GPI mannosyltransferase activity; alpha-1,4-mannosyltransferase activity
Source: RefSeq, marked provisional